Molecule: messenger RNA, 423 nt
Organism: Paramuricea clavata
Lineage: Eukaryota; Metazoa; Cnidaria; Anthozoa; Malacalcyonacea; Plexauridae
Source: the annotation of a GenBank genome assembly
GGCGCUUAUAUCUACCUUAAUUUACUAAGCAUGGCAGUAAAUCUGUGUACAAAUCUAAAAGUCAUAGUAGGUGAAAAGCCUUAUUGGGGCGGUACAUUAAACAAUUUAAAAGAAUUCGUGUCAAAUGAAUUGAAACUUUCUGGCGGAUGGACGUCGCCUGGUGGUGAAGUCAAGCUGUUCACUAGUGAUACAGCCAAUGUGAGUUUGAAAUGGCAUAGUAAAACCACGAAAUCGAUUACCCUGUUUGGAGAUUCAAUAGAAACAAACGAUCUAAGUAAGUUACUAUCGACUAUGUGUAAAGAAAAGCCCGAGAAUCUGGUUAACGAUGCUGUUAAAUGGCAAGGCUUUGAUGGUUUCAAACAGCAAAUGUUGGAAUUCACUGAAAACAUGAACACGAAAAUGGAACCCUUAGAACUGAGGUGA